Molecule: messenger RNA, 1507 nt
Organism: Thunnus maccoyii (southern bluefin tuna)
Lineage: Eukaryota; Metazoa; Chordata; Actinopteri; Scombriformes; Scombridae
Gene: med30
Product: mediator complex subunit 30
Exons: 6
Coding region: 194-736 (180 amino acids)
Biological process (GO): positive regulation of DNA-templated transcription
Cellular component (GO): mediator complex
Molecular function (GO): transcription coregulator activity
Source: RefSeq, a predicted model, not a curated record
CACCGUAUCAAGAAGUAUUCUCGCGAUAGUUGCGGCAACUGACAUCCUUGGAGCAGAGCAGGGGACUUGACAUGUCAACAAAACAGAUAAAUUAUCGCCACACAGGCAUGUAAGGGUGUGCUGGUGUGGAAUAGCCUGACAGGUAACUUCACCUGGACCUGAACCUCCUCCAUCAUCUUCAUCUGCUGUCUCCAUGACAACCCCUCCUCUAGUGUCGCCCUUUGGCGGGCAGCAGCCGCCUCAGCAGCAACAGCAGCAGGCACAGGCAGCACGUGAUGUCAACACGGCCUCGUUGUGCCGCAUCGGCCAGGAGACGGUCCAAGACAUUGUGCUCAGGACCAUGGAGAUCUUCCAGCUCCUCAGGAACAUGCAGCUGCCUAAUGGAGUCACUUACCAUCCAAACACCCACCAGGACAGGCUGGGAAAACUCCAGGAACACCUACGUAUGCUUUCUGUGCUCUUCCGCAAGCUGCGCCUUGUCUACGACAAAUGCAACGAAAACUGCGCUGGGCUGGACCCCAUAUUACCAGAGCAACUGAUACCCUUUGUGGAGGAUGACAGCUCCAAACACGAGGAUCGCUCAGCCAGCCAGAGCCGCCCUGCCUCUGAGGAGAGGAGAGAAAUCCUGGAGGUCAACAAGAAACUGAAGCAGAAGAACCAGCAGCUGAAGCAGAUCAUGGACCAACUCCGCAACCUCAUCUGGGAGAUCAACUCCAUGCUGGCCGUCAGGAGCUGAACCAUAUUCACUCAUAUAUAUAUAUAUAUAACACACACAUACACACACACACACACACACACACACACAUAUGCACGCACAUUCACUACAAAUAACGGACAGGAAGAUAUGGUCGUUAACUGGAACGUGUGACAGGGUACCACAGACUGGAUGAGGCUGCACUUUACAGAUGAAAUGGGGGCGCUUUGGCAAUAUCAACCCAUUUCCUGAAGAAGAAGUAGUGAACCAAUAGAAGGAAAAUGAAGAUGAAAGGGCUCGACAACCGCAGAGAGGUGAGGAGCAAGCCCACUGAAGACUGGGAUGGGAGUGUGCUGGUGACAUCAUUGCGGGCUAUGGCAGAAAAUAGUCUGUCUACCUCGAUAUUCUACAUUUCAAUCAGCGUUAUGACUUUGAAUUCAUCUGAAGAGUUGAUAUAUUGUUUUAUCUAUUUGUAGGUACUAGCUCAAUUUAGGGUUUAUGCCUGUAGAGGCACAUCAAUAUAUUCUAUUUAAUCCUCAUAUUCUGUUCAUCUGUUACUAUUUCAUAGUAUUAGAAUUGUCUCAAGUCCGACAUUUAUGGUCCCUCUGAACUUUAAUAAGAAAGACAUACACUGUGGCAAAAAAACCUGAGUCUUAUUUCUAUUGUAUUGCUUCUGCUUUUUAUUUGUAUCGGUUAUUUCAUGUAAAUUCAUCAAUGCUUUGCUCUGAUUGGACUUGACAUUUCAUUACGAUGCCUUGUUAAAGAUUCUGCUGAACUACAGUAUAAAUCUUGCUGUGAUUUUUAAAAAGUCAA